Saccostrea cuccullata (small rock oyster) is the source of this 3018-nucleotide messenger RNA. RefSeq names its product cartilage matrix protein-like. The record is from RefSeq and is a predicted model, not a curated record. The transcript has 6 exons. The coding region runs from base 95 to 2104 and encodes 669 amino acids. Lineage: Eukaryota; Metazoa; Mollusca; Bivalvia; Ostreida; Ostreidae.
UACUUAGAGAUCACAUGGUUAUAUAAAAAAAAGAUUCAUCGAUGUUCGACAAUUCAAGACUUUUGUUUGCCUACAGUGAUACAAGUAACCUUUUAUGGACAUGGUAUUCUGUGAAAUAUUUACAACCUUGUUACUUAUCAACUUUGUGUCUGGCAAGAACAUUAAUAAUGAAGUUUUAGAAAAUGGACAAGCCCCUUGUAAGGGCAUCGAUCUUGUCUUCCUUCUGGAUACCUCUAGAAGUAUCUGGGGACCAGACUUCAAAAAACAAAUGGCUUUCGUCGAAAACAUUGUCGACGAAUUUAAAAUUGGACCGGACAUACAUGACACAAGAGUGGGUGCAAUAACUUUUGCACAAACGUUCUGGCCCCAAUUUUAUCUGCGGUCAUAUCUUGACAAAAGAAGGGUGAAAACUGCUCUUCGGUACAUCAGGCACAAAAAUGGCUACCGCACGAAUACUGCUUCCGCACUUAAGUUUUUAUAUGGCUAUAUGUUUAAUGAAAGGUACGGAGGACGACCGAACGCUAAUCAUGUUGCAAUCAUCAUCACUGAUGGAAGGUCACAGAAUAGGGAAUCCACCCUAGAGGCUGCAAAAAUUGCCAGAGAAAAGGGUAUUAAAAUAUUUGCCAUAGGUGUUGGUAAAUACCUUGAUCUUCAUGAACUAGAAGGUAUUGGGAGUGAACCAAUUGGACAACAUGUCUUCACAGUAUCAUCCUACUCGGAACUUGGUGGCAUUAAAGACAGAUUGCCAUCGAAUGCAUGCGAAGUGACCACUACCACCACCACCACAACAACAACAACAACAACUACCACAACACCUCCACCUUCCACAGCUAUAGCAUCCAAGGACGUGUCGGUGCCAGAGGCGUUCUACAAGUCGCACUAUUACCAGUAUCACGAUCAACCUAACACCAAUCAUUACCACAAGUUCUUAAGCGACAAGCCCGCUGACUAUUGUGGAAAAAAGGAGGCUGAUAUCUAUUUUGUUCUAGAUGCUUCUAGUAGCAUUUGGAAAGUGGACUUUGAUAAAGAACUAAAUUUUGUCAACGCAAUGAUAGAUGAUUUGAAGAUUGACAACGUCCAUGGAAGGAUCAGGGCAGGAGUUGUGGUGUUUAGCAACAGAACACGAAAUGUUGUUGCUCUGGAUUCAAAACGAACACGGGAGGAGCUCAAGAGACAGAUUAGUGGCGUGACAUAUAGCAAAGGGGUGACCAACACAAAUGAAGCCAUCAGAUUCGUCCGCCAGUACGGCUUCCGAGAAGGGGUGACUCGUCCUGGUGCUAUCAAAAUUGCUAUUGUCAUGACUGAUGGCAUUUCAAGAUUACCUCAAAAAACUAUGGAGCAAUCUGAACUUGCAAGAAAUGAAAACAUAACCAUCUUUGCAAUUGGAAUUGGGGACAAAGUUGACAAGACAGAGUUGAAGAGAAUAGCAAAUGACCCUAACAGCAAGCACGUCUUCCACGUCAGUGACUUUAAUGGUCUUCAUGCAAUUAAAGAUUUAUUGGUACUCUCUACAUGUGCUGUUAUACCAGACGUUCCACAAAAUCUUCAAACAUGUAGUGGAGACAAAGAAACAGAUGUCCUGUUUGCGUACGACGUUUCUAGUCUUGGAUUCAGGAAAAGUGAAGUUAUUGGCCGAUUUAUCCACACGCUUGUGUCCAGUCUCGAUUUGUCGACUGGUAAAGUAAACGUUGGUCGCAUCACUGACAAUUGUCCACGAUACAGUAACGUACCGCUAGGACGUGAUACUAAACUGUUCACAGAGCUCAAAUUUCCCGGUAUAGGGCAGUUAUUACAGUCGAUGAAUAAGAGUUUUCCAAUCAGUUCAAAUGUGAAGAGAAUUGGUGUGCUUAUUGUGGAUGAAAGUACGACUGGGGAGAGAGAAGCUAUAGAAUUUAUGAAGAGAAAUAACAAUUUUGAACUUAUGGUCAUCGCCAUCGGCGACCGACAAAACACAGCAUUUGCAGCAGAUCUGGCGUCCGAUCCCAACUUUAAUUUUCUUGUACGGGUUCCCCAAUACUCCGAUCUGAGCACAUCUUUCAGUAGAAUUCUCGAUAAACUUUGCACAGCCAUAAAGAGAUCAUUUGUGCUUAGCUUGAAUAACUAAACCUUUUCUUCAUUAUAUUCCUAGCUACUUGAGUACAGACGUAUUACAAUUACCAUCUAACGUUUCAUUUUACUGUUGUUUUUAUCAAAUAUCUUUAUUGGAUUUGUAAGAGAGACAUUUGUUUAUAUUGACCUAUUUUUGUUUGACUUGUACAAAUAAUAAAAAAUAAAGUGUAAUUUAAAAGUUCGAUACAAAAUGUUUAAAAAUAAUUCAAUGGCUCAAAACCCUGUAUUAUUCGUUAACAAGUAUUCAGUAUCUCAUUCAUUAUUGUAAACCAAAACCCAAUUUAGUAAAUUUUAUAAUACCUAGUUUUCAUGCUAUCAUCCACUACAUUUAGACCAAUCUCAAAAUCAAUUUUAUUGUAUAUGUAUUUUUUUUUUUUUUUUCUCUGAUAUGUAAUCAUUAUGUUCCAUAGAAUUUUUACUACAACAUUGAAUUUUAAAUUUCUAGAGCAGUCCACGAUUCUAUCUUAAGUAGCAUGAACGGACAAUAAUAAGUGUCUAAAAUAUAUUCAAUUAUGCAAUUACUACGGGUCUGAUAUGGUUUACAAGAUUUCUUUAUAUUGUAUUUAUAAAUUCUCGUAAAUGCUUUCACGUCUAGAUAUAUACACAUGUAUAAGAUUUAUUUUACUUACUUUGUCUUAAGAUUUGAAUCUUGUAUCAAUCAGUAUAAACGUACAAGUAUUUGUCAUUCAUAUUUCCUCUAAAUUUACACCCCCCCCUAAUUGAAUUUUAGGAUUUGGCUUCUUUAUUCUUGAAUUUUUUUCCCAAAAAGACAAAAGAACACAACCUUUAGGAAAUCGUUUUAUUUCUUUUUAUUCAUUUAUAUAAAACAUAUUAUAUGUGAAUGUAUUUUUCAGAAGAAAAUAAAGUACUAACAAUUAAAAAAAGUAUUGCUUGAUUGUUUGAUUUUCA